AUGAUAAAAAUAAUAUUAUUAAUUUUAUUAAUAACAAUAAUAAAAUUAAUUAAUUGUAUAGAAGUUGAAGGAAAUUCAAAUGAUAAACAACUAUUAUUAUUAGAUAAUAAAUACCGAGAGAAGGAACCAAUUGGAUUAGAGAAUAUAUUAUUUGCAAAUAAUGAAGAUGUAAUUAAUAGAGGAUUGGGUAAAUUAAAAGAUCAGGGUAUUAUUUGCAAGGGUGGUAAUAAAGUUGAAUUAGAUAUCGUUUGGGAAUCACAAUUAGCAAGUACGAUUUCAAAUACACCUUUAAUAGUUGAUUUAUUCGGUACAGGUGAUAAACAAAUUAUUUACACCAAUUCUCAUACGUACAUCGACGUUAUCAAUGGUAUCGAUGGUGAUAGAUUAAUUAAUGGUGGUGGUGGAUGGCCAUACAUUUUACCAUACUCAUCAUUUUCAACAAGUCCAUUAGUUUAUGAUAUUGAUGGUAAUGGUGAUUUAGAUAUAAUGGUGGCAACAACAGAUGCAGAGAUAUUAUUCAUAGAUUCGAAGAAAGCAGUAGCGAUUAAAGAGAAAACUCUUAAAGUACCACCAUUAAAAGUUAAAAAGUUGUGGUAUGAUGGAUUAGAUGAUAAACAUGUUGAUGCAUCAUUUUCACUCUACAAUAAAGAUAAUCAAAAAUAUCAAAUUCAAAAACAAAUUAAAGAUAAUCAAGAAUUUGAAGAAAUUCAAAAAAAAGAAUAUCAAAUUAAUGGUGGUAAUGAUAAUAGUAAAUUUCAAAUUUUAAAACAAAUUAGUUUAGAUAUUGAAAAUGAUCCACUUUAUUCGGUAUUAUAUGAUAAAUAUUUACAAGAUAAUAAGUGGUUUUCAAGAAAGACAAGUGAAUAUAUUUGGGUUGAUAGUCAUAUUCUAUCUACACCAGUGAUUGCAGAUAUUGAUGGUGAUGGUAUUAAUGAAUUGGUGGUGUCAGUAUCUUAUUAUUAUGACCCUGAGAAAUAUGAGAAUCCACAUUAUAAGAGUCAAUUAGAUGAUGGUGUACAAGUUGAAAAUUAUGUGGCAGGUGGUAUAUCAGUAUUUAAUUUAGCAACUGGUGAAAUUAAAUGGCAAACUCAUUUAGAUUUAACCACUGAUAAAACUGAUUUCAAAGGAUUAGUAUAUGGUUCACCAACAGUUGUAGAUUUAAAUAAUGAUGGUAAAUUAGAGAUUAUCAUUGGUACUGCAUUGGGAUUCCUCUACGUUUUAGAUUACCAAGGUGUACCAUUAACUGGAAAUUAUCCAUUAGUAUUGGAAUCAAUAUUCACUCAAAUCGUAACUGAAGAUUUAGAUUCUGAUGGUAGAUUAGAGUUAAUAGUAAUCGAUACUAAAGGAAAUGUAGUUUGUUUCAAUUCAGACGGUGAUGAAAUUUGGAGUCAACAAGUCACCGGUAAAACCGAAUUCCCACCUUCAAUUGGUGAUUUAGAUGGUGAUGGUAUAUUGGAUGUAGUUAUGUCAACCUUUACAACUGGUAUUUUCGCAUGGAAUGGUAAAACUGGUAAACCUUUACAAGGUUAUCCAUUAAAAUUCGAACCUUCAAUCAUCUCACCUUUACUAUUAUUAGAAACCAAUGAUAAUAAUGGUGGUUUAACAAUAUUCGUUCAUGCAAAUGAUGGCAUAUUAUAUUCAAUCAAUGAUAAUGGUAAAUGUAUUGGUAGGUUGGAUAUUGGUGAUUUUUCAAUUACUAAAAUCUUAACAAAUGAUUUAACAGCAGAUGGUAAUUUAAAUUUACUUUUAUCAACGUUUGAUCAAAAAGUUUAUUGUUUAUCAAUAACCAGUGGUGGUGGUAAUGUUAAAUUUAAUCCAUUAAAAGUUGAAAAUUCUUAUAACAUAAAUGGUAAUAAAUUUUCAAGUUAUUCAAAAUCAACACCAAUGGGAGUAUUAAUUACUCAACCAACAACAACAACAACCAGUGGUAGUGGUGGUAUUGAUUUACAUUAUAAUUUUCAAUAUUCAAGAAAUAGUAUUGAUAUUUCUGGAUCAGAUUUUAAUUUAGAAAUUUUAAUAUUAGAUCAAAAGAAUAUAAGUUUAUCAACAAUUGAAAUUAAAAAAAAGUAUACAAUUUCAGUUUAUUUUGGUGAAAUUAGAUUAAAGAAAGAGAUUUAUUAUUCAACAGGUUUAAAACAAUUAUUAAUUACAAUACCACCAUCAGUUAGUAGAAGUGAUGUUAAAUUGUUAAUUGUAAAACUAGAGAAUAUCAAUUCACAAAUUUAUCAAGAUUCAAUUCCAAUAUCUUUUAAUUUUUAUUUUUAUAGAUUUUUAAAAUUCCUUAUAAUUUUACCAAUUUUAAUAUCAACAAUUUUAUUAUUAAUUUAUCAAUCAAAUAAUUCAAAAUCAAAAAAUAUUAAAAAAAAUAGUUUAUUAUAA
Molecule: messenger RNA, 2379 nt
Organism: Dictyostelium discoideum AX4
Lineage: Eukaryota; Evosea; Eumycetozoa; Dictyosteliales; Dictyosteliaceae
Exons: 1
Coding region: 1-2379 (792 amino acids)
Cellular component (GO): membrane
Source: RefSeq, a predicted model, not a curated record